Messenger RNA from Rubroshorea leprosula, 3327 nucleotides. The record is from the annotation of a GenBank genome assembly. Lineage: Eukaryota; Viridiplantae; Streptophyta; Magnoliopsida; Malvales; Dipterocarpaceae.
UCAAAUCAAAGAGCUAAGAGUGUGUCAAGAAGGAACAUUAAAUUGGAUCUGCCCCAGUGGGAAGUAAGACAAAAAAAACCCAAAAGUUAGAAGCUUUUCAAGGCUUGAAAGCUGAGACCUUUGGAUGGAGGAUUGUUGAUGUAUUUUGAUGGGUGCGGAUAGAAUCUUUCAUAUGCUUCCAUUCCUCUCUUUUCCUUAGCCCUCACUCCAUCUAUCCAUCCAGGUCCACGUUUAGGCCCACCUCUUCUCUCCACCCAUUUUCAAACCUCCUCUGCAAAGCAAAAUCAGUAUCAAAUUCGGGCAUUCCCUCAGUAAUCUGCAUUUUCUUAUGUUAUAUGUGUAGUGGAUGCAAAAGCAAUCUUUCUUUCACUCAAUAGAAGAACCCCAUUUCUCCAUUUCCCUCUCUGAGAUCACAUCUGUACAGAAAAAUCCCUUCUUUUUUUCAUUUUUGUAACAAUGAGUGGGGCGCAGGUACCCAAAUCUUCAAAACUGGCAAAACCCGCGAACUCUACUUCAUCAUCCUCCUCUACUACGGCAAAGCCAUCGUCUCUUUCCUCUCACCUUGCCAUGGUGGAACUGAAGCAGCGCAUUCUGACUUGCCUUUCCAAGCUAUCGGAUCGGGAUACCCAGCAAGUGGCGGUGGAAGAUCUCGAGAAGAUUAUCCAGACCAUCUCCCCCGAGUCAAUUCCCAUGCUCCUUAACUGCCUUUUCGACUCCUCUAAUGAUCCGAAGCCUGCUGUGAAAAAAGAAUCCUUGCGGUUGCUCUCGAUGCUGUGUCAUUGCCACGGUGAAUUGGCAGCAACCCACUUGACGAAAAUUGUUGCUCAUAUUGUUAAAAGGCUCAGAGAUGCAGAUUCUGGGGUUAAGGAUGCGUGUCGUGAUGCUAUCGGUGCACUUUCUGGGCAGUAUUUGAAGUGGGAGAGUGGGGGGACUCUGGUAGGGUUGUUUGUGAAACCGCUGUUUGAGGCAAUGGGGGAGCAGAACAAAAGCGUACAAUCAGGGGCAGCAUUGUGUAUGGCUAAGGUGGUGGAAUGUGCAGCUGAUCCACCUCAGGCUUCAUUCCAGAAGCUGUGUCCAAGGAUUUGCAAGUUGCUGAAUAAUCAGAAUUUUAUGGCUAAGGCUGCACUAUUGCCAGUGGUUGUGAGUUUGGCGCAGGUAGGAGCAAUUGCACAACCAAGUUUAGAGUCAUUGCUGCAAAGCAUCCAUGAAUGCCUUGGCAGUACAGAUUGGGCAACACGUAAGGCAGCAGCUGAUGCUUUAAGUGCCUUAGCUUUGCAUUCAAGCAACUUGAUUGCAGAUGGAGCGGCCUCCACAUUAGCAGUGCUUGAGGGGUGCCGUUUUGACAAGAUAAAGCCUGUCAGAGAUAGCAUGACAGAGGCAAUACGGUUAUGGAAGAAAAUUGCUGGGAAAGGUGAUGGAUUUGUAGAGGAUCAGAAGGCAUUAUCUCAUGAUGCUGAAAUGUCAGAAAAGAAUGACCUGAAAAAUCCAAAUCCUAGUGAGAGAAAAACAGAUCCAUCUGCAAAGAAUGCAUCUGAUGGUUCAUCCCCUACGUCUGAUGCUGCUUCCAAAGGUAAAAGUGGAAGCAUUCCUGACAACGCAGUUGUCAUAUUGAAGAAAAAAGCACCGGCAUUAACUGACAAAGAGCUGAAUCCAGAAUUCUUCCAGAAGCUUGAGACAAGGGAUUCUGGUGAUUUACCAGUUGAGGUUGUCGUUCCUCGUCGAUACCUUAAUUCUUCAAACUCAAAAAAAGAAGAAGAAUCACAAACAAACGAUUCAGACUCAAGGAGAAGGUCAAAUGGCAUAGGAAGCAACCAGUCAGAGGAUCUUCAAGGGUCUCUCAGUAGCAGAUAUCAUAACAGGGAGAGAGAAAGUGCUGGUUUGCAGGAUAAAUGGCCUGAGGGAAAAGCAAAUGGGAAAGACCCAAGAAUAAGGGCAUUAGAUGAUGAUAGGGUUGAUGUAAAUCAAAGGGAAUCAUCUGGAAAUCGUUUGGGUUUCUCCAAAAUGGAUGGACAAUUGGAAGCAUCCUUCAUCAGCAACAAAGGAAACUGGUUAGCUAUUCAGAGGCAAUUGUUACAUCUGGAGAGACAACAAGUGCAUCUAACAAAUAUGCUGCAGGACUUCAUGGGUGGUUCUCAUGAUAGCAUGGUAACUUUAGAGAACAGGAUUAGGGGUCUUGAGAGAAUUGUUGAAGACUUGGCACAUGACUUGUCAGUUUCAUCUGGUAGGAGAGGUAGUAAUUUUGUGAUAGGGUCGGAAGGAUCUUCUAAUAGACCUCUGGGGAAGUAUAAUGGCUUCCCUGACUAUAGUGGUGCUAAGUACAGUGGGCGGAUUCCAUUUGGAGAGAGAUUUGCCCAAUCUGAUAGUGUUCCUCAAAGUAUGAGGGGAAGGGUUCCCUCUUGGAGAACAGACAUGUCAGAUGAUUGGGAUUUUCCUGCUUAUGGUGCAUCCAGAAAUGGGCAGGCUGCCUAUAGAAGAGCUCCUGGUGGAAGCAGUCUUGAUGGGAGAUCACCUAAAUCAGACCAGGAGACUGAUCAGAUUGGCAGCAGGAGAGGUUGGGAUAAGGUGCCAGGAACUGUUAGGUUUGGUGAGGGGCCUUCUGCCAGAAGUGUUUGGCAAGCUUCAAAGGAUGAAGCAACCUUGGAAGCAAUUCGAGUGGCUGGGGAGGAUGGUGGAAUGUCACGGAUGGCAUGUGUUCCAGAAUUAGAUGCAGAAGCCGUGGGUGAUGAUAAUGUUGGGCAAGAUCGUAACCCAAUCUGGACUUCUUGGAGCAAUGCAAUGCAUGCCCUUCAAGUGGGUGAUAUGGAUUCUGCUUAUGCUGAAGUUACAUCUAUUGGGGAUGAUCUCUUACUCAUGAAGCUAAUGGAUAGAUCAGGUCCUGUGCUAGACCAACUCUCAAAUGAGAUAGCAAAUGAGGUCUUGCAUGUUAUUGUUCAGCUCAUGCUGGAACAUGAAUUGUUUGACAUAUGCAUCUUGUGGAUUCAACAGCUGGUAGAAGUGCUGUUGGAAAAUGGACCAGAUGUCUUGGCCAUUCCCAUGGAGCUGAAGAAGGAGCUUUUGUUGAACUUGCAUGAGGUUUCUUCAAUGGAUUCUGCUGAGGAUUGGGAAGGUGCACCACCAGACCAACUUCUGAUGCAGUUAGCAUCAGCCUGGGGAAUUGAAGUGCAACAGUUUGAUAAGUAGCUGUAGUUCCAUGGUUUUGGUAUUCUGCACCAUGCAUGCCAACUUCUUGAUCUGGUUUUUGGUUGAUAACUGUACUUAAAAUGAAUGGAAUGGUAAAUGAAAAGCGAGGAACAUUUGCAUUAAUAUUAUGGCUAUACAUUUCUGCUC